Molecule: messenger RNA, 682 nt
Organism: Cryptotermes secundus
Lineage: Eukaryota; Metazoa; Arthropoda; Insecta; Blattodea; Kalotermitidae
Exons: 6
Coding region: 143-682 (179 amino acids)
Source: RefSeq, a predicted model, not a curated record
UCGACUUUGUGCGGAAUGCGUUCUGAAACACGUAUAAUUUACAGCAGCAUUAUUUCAUUUUUCGGAAUGAUGAACUGACGUGGUUGUAAGGUUAUGCUUCUUCUGUUAUUGCUUCUUAAACACCGAAGGCAUAUGUUCCAGGAUGCUACAUUCUUACUUACUUGUUGCCGUGUUGUUAGUCUUCGCCCACAAUCAAGGAAGCUGCUGGUUGGAUACCCCGUACUCUACAGCUCAUCACCUAAGGCAGCUAAAAGAGGCUGGCAGUGCACCUGAGGAUGGCCAGGAUGAAGCUGAUAUUAGUGCCAGGUCUUUCAGUUUGGGCCAGGCUACAGCAGCACCUGUGAGCUCAAUUGUAUUUCCUAAUCACCAGCAAGAAUUCACACAAAGAUCCCAUGGUCAAAGAGGAAGAAAGUUAUGGAAAAAUAGAAAGAAAGAUAACAUAAGUAGGGAAGAAGAUCCAAAUAAUUCCUUGAAUUACUCAUAUGCUCCUGCUAUGACAACAUUAAGGAGAUCAGAUGACAGCAAUUUACCUGGCAUGUGGUUGAAAGCAGAGAAGCAAAAACAUUGGAAGAAGAUGAAGAAGAGAAGAGAUAAAAUACCCCAUUUUGGAUUUCAGGAAGAUGUAACAAAGAAGAAACAAAAAUCAGGGAAAUUGAAAGAUGAAGGAAGAAAGUACGGUUAA